Molecule: messenger RNA, 726 nt
Organism: Caretta caretta (loggerhead turtle)
Lineage: Eukaryota; Metazoa; Chordata; Testudines; Cheloniidae
Source: RefSeq, a predicted model, not a curated record
AUGACAAAGGAACCCAGCCAACCAGAGGGUCCCCCAGGACAACAGAAUCCCCAGGUAGCUGAUUAUGCAGCUUUCCAGCUGGUUUACUCUGCCACACUGGGUGGUGGAAUUCUGAACCGAAUUGGCAGCUACCAGGCAGCAUUCUUAGAAAUUAAUAUGUGCAAUGCACUGGAUGGAACAAAUGAAUACCUCGACAAGUAUUACACACAGAAAGGAGGACACCAGGUUGGGGCAAUGGUAACAGAUGACAGUUCCAUGGCAAGGAGGAUUAAAGGAAUGCAAGUAUUCUUUGAUCUCCAGGUCACUGGGAAACUGGACUAUAGCAAUAUGAGUAUAAUAAAGAGGCCACACGGUGGUGUCCUUGAUAUAGCAAACUACCACCUGUCUCCAGGACAGCCCAAAUGGAAAAAAAAUUAUUAUUCUUACAAAGUAGUAAAGUACAUGUCCAGUUUGAGUCAUGCAGACAUCAAUAAAGCUGUAGCAAUGGGGUUAAACACAUGGAGUAAUGCUGCCCCAUUGAAAUCUGUCAGAACAAACACAGGGGAAGCCGAUUUGAUGAUAUUAUUUGAAAGUGGAGAGCACGGAGACUUUUUCCCAUUUGAUGGCUCUUGUGGUGUGCUGGGUCAUGUAUAUGGACCUGGAGAAGAAAUAGGAGGUGACAUUCAUUUGGAUGAAGAGGAAUUUUGGACAAUGGAGUAUGUCUGGAAAGGCAGCUGUUUUGUUUAA